Priapulus caudatus is the source of this 2426-nucleotide messenger RNA. RefSeq names its product zinc finger protein SNAI2-like. The transcript has 2 exons. Gene Ontology annotation, molecular function: DNA-binding transcription factor activity, RNA polymerase II-specific; RNA polymerase II cis-regulatory region sequence-specific DNA binding. The coding region runs from base 289 to 1572 and encodes 427 amino acids. The record is from RefSeq and is a predicted model, not a curated record. Gene Ontology annotation, biological process: regulation of DNA-templated transcription. Lineage: Eukaryota; Metazoa; Priapulida; Priapulimorpha; Priapulimorphida; Priapulidae.
GGUAGCGGAAUCGCGUGCAGUGGCAUGUGUGAAAGCCCUUCGCUCAGCUGGACAUUUGAGCACCCGCACUCGGGCCAGCAGCACUUGUUCCGUCGAUCUCAGCGCUGGCAGCAGCAGCAGCACCGGCAGUAGCAACAGCACACUGUGAGCAGGAAGUUAUUCCACGAACAUCGGCCGGUCUCCUUCGCAGACUAAAUACAUCAAAGGCGUUGACAUAUACGCUCGCACACACAUAUAUAUAUAUAUACAUAUAUAUAGAGAGAGAGACUAGGCGUAUAUUUGCUCAGGAUGCCGCGAGCCUUCCUCAUCAGUAAGAAGAGGCGCUUACUGGCGCACCUCACCGCCGACAAGGAGGAGAGACCGAUGCACGCCCCCGUCAUUGACACGGUGUGCGCGGUGAAGAGGGAACCGGAUCGUAUCCGUGCGACCGAGAUCCCGUCCGACGUGGCGAAUCUGCAAAUCACGGACGAGGAGGCGAGAGGAAGCCAAUUGCCGACGCCGCCUCUCAGCCCCAAGCGAGAUGAAGAGGAGCAGGAGGAUUACGUCCCCCUUCUCAUGCGAUCGGUGCGCGGACACGCGCUCGAGUCCGGCGCGUCGGAGUACCUGUACCCGUACCCGUACACGCGCACGACGAAACCGCAAGGCGCCGAUACAGGGCUCGUGGUUCGAGCCCCGGUAGCGACGCGGCCACAGGUGUCGCCGCCGACGUGCCUGCCGCACAUGAUGCACACGCCGCCGCCGGCGGUGACGCCGAUGGCGACGGCGCCGAUGACGACGCCGCACGACGAGAAGCCGAGCGGCAUGUACUGGAACGCGCAGCCGUUCUUCCACGCCUACUAUCCGUACGGACUGGGCUUCCCGACGGCCUUCUACCCGCCGCACCACCACGCCCUGCACCGUCUCUCCCCGCCGAUGCCGCCGCCCGUAAUGUCGCUCUCUCCGCCGCAUCUCUCCCCGAAGACUCCCUCGCAUCAUCGGCUCACGCCGCUGCGACCCGAACCGAUCAAGUACUCCGACCAUCAGAAGGAGAACGAGCGAGCGCCGACUCCAAACAGCGGCGCCGAGCGACAGCGUCACGUGAUCGAGAAGCCCGUCUCGCGGCGGCAGGAGGUUCCGCGCUACCAGUGCGGCGACUGCAGCAAGAGCUACUCGACGUUCAGCGGCCUGUCGAAGCACAAGCAGUUCCACUGCGUCAGCCAGGCGAAGAAGGCCUUCAGCUGCAAGUACUGCGAGAAGGUCUACGUGUCGCUGGGCGCGCUCAAGAUGCACAUACGCACGCACACGCUGCCCUGCAAGUGCAAGCUGUGCGGCAAGGCGUUCUCGCGGCCGUGGCUGUUGCAGGGACACAUACGCACGCACACGGGCGAGAAGCCGUUCGAGUGCAGCCUCUGUCAUCGCAGCUUCGCUGACCGGUCGAACCUGCGGGCGCACCUGCAGACGCACUCGGACGUGAAGAAGUACUGCUGUAAGCUGUGUAUGAAGACGUUCUCACGCAUGUCGCUGCUACUGAAGCACGAAGAGGGCGGCUGCCGAGUGUGUCCCGUGCGGGUAGAGCCCACGAGCGUACACUAAUGAAUUAUUAAUUAAGUAAUAAUUAACGGGCUAAUUAGCCACGUGCGCAGACGAUAUAUAUAUAUAUACCGAUUAAGUAUCCGACCAACAGUAGGAUAUAUGUAUAUAUAUAUAUAUAUCCGUGAACUUGUUAUGGGAAUCAUGGCAUAGUAAUGGUUCUCAUUUCGCUUCUUCCAGCGAUAGCGACCGAGAGGAUAUAAGUGUGUAACCUGAGUAUAGAACUUCGUGUAUCAUACAGGCCUAUCACGACUGGAUCUCAUUCAUUUAGAAUACUGCUACACGAAUAUAUAAUAGCAACGACAAUGUCCUGUGUCGGCGGCCUUUUCAGUCAUUUUAAUAGAACGUAGAGAAUAUAGUUGAUUAUGUAUUACGCUAGGUGAAUCCUAUGCUAUAGACAUCGGGGCACAUUGAUAUGUUAAUUAUAUAUAUACGCGGUUGAAUUUUCACGUUUUAUUUUUCUAAGAGAGGAAACGUAUAAACGAAGUCUCGCAUUAUAGUAUGCUACGCUAAAACCACCAUAUCAAAAUGUAUAGAUCUAGUCCAUAUUUUGUACAGUGAGAUUUGUUGAUAACGUAUUAUAAAUACUUAAACGUGUUUUUAUUUAACUAUAAACAUCGUUUCGGUGCCAUUAUGUUAUUUGUAUGGAGCUAUGGGAAGCCGGGCUAAACAGACGCAUGCGUAAAACUAAUAACGUUUUUCUAUCGAAAUUUACAAAGUAUCAAACGUACGUAUGUCGUUUUAAUGUAUUAAUAUUUUUUUUACAAAGACGCUCAGUAUGAUGCUGUUGCCUUUUUGUUUUGUACGAUUUUUUUAGAAAUACGCGAUUGGAAUAAACUGAACUCAAAACAGUAAAA